AAUGGGGGGAAAAGGGAUCAUUCAUCAUCGUUUUAAGAAUAUGAAAGUUGUCUUAUACAGAAUUAUUUAGAAGUCUGUGCCCAGAGGGCUUCUACUGGAACGUCCUCAUUUGCUCCUGUGAGGUUAGUGAGGGGAGUAUUCAUGUGACUUACAGAUGAGGGAACAGGCUCUGAGUGGAGACCAAGAGUGUGGCCUGAAGCAGAUCUACUGUGUUUUUCCCUGUACCCUGCUUAGCAGGGAGGCUGUGGAUCAGGGGUGGAAUUUCCCAAGAGCAAGUUUGUUGACUGUUUAGAAUCUCUGAGGUCCUGUAAGAUCAAGUUCCUCUUUCCUGGAAUGGGGUAGGCUCCUGAAGGUCAAGGGGUAACCCCUUUCACCUCCCCCGCCCCUGCCCCAGCCCUGGGGCUGAUAGCGUCAGGUGGUUAGAACCCUGCCUCAGGCAGGAGAAUUUUGACUAAAGGAGCAUCACACCAAGCUUUCUGGUCUUGUCUCCUGCCUAGCUCUUCCUCCCUCUAAAAUGUGGAGGACAGCGCUACCCGGUGCCCUGCUUUCUGGAGUAUGAUACGUGGGGGUGCGCUAAUGCCUCUGAGCACGCAGAAAUGGUGUGUGCGGUUCUCAGAGCAGCUCUGUCUGUUGUGGGGUGACUGUGCAGAGGCCUGGAAUGGUCCUCCUUGGUUCAUGUCAAGGCUGUGGUCCUGCGUUUCCAUCAGGACCCUGAAUGCACGAGUAGCCUGAGUCCAGGUGCUAUGGGAGGCAGUGUGCAGGCAACUGUGAGGCAGUGAGGAGACCUGGAUUUGGAAUCAGGAGAACUAGAUCUCGUUCAGGCUCUGACACCAACUACCUGUAUUGCCAUGAAUAAGUCGCCUAAGCUCCUGGCAUUAGUUUCCUCAAGUGUGAAACAAGGAGAGUCAACAUGGCUCAUUUCUGUGGCUGUUUGCAGCUUUGAAGCCAGCUGAGCUUGAGAAUCUGAAAGGCAGCAACAUGGCCAGUGUCCUGUCCCGGCGCCUUGGCAAGCGAUCCCUCCUGGGAGCCCGGGUGUUGGGGCCACCCGGGGCUGCCCCAACCUUGGAGCCUCAGGCAGAGCUGCUUGAGGGGGUGGCUCCCCAGCCCUUCCUUGCCUCUAAGGACACGUCCUGCCAGGAGAAGCCCAAGGAAGUCCUCAAGGCUCCAGGCACCUCAGGCCUCCAGCAGGUGGCCUUUCAGCCUGGGCAGAAGGUUUGUGUGUGGUACGGGGGUCAAGAGUGCACAGGACUGGUGGAGCGGCAUAGUUGGCCAGAGGAUAAGGUGACUGUCUGGCUGUUGGACCAGAAGUUACAAAUCUGCUGCAAAGCGGAGGAGGUGUGGCUAGCUGAGCUGCAAGGCCCCAUCUCUCAGGCACCACCUCCAGAGCAGGGAACCCAGGUGCCAGCCUACAGGCCUGUCUCCAGGAACAUUGACGUCCCAAAGAGGAAGUCGGACGCGGUGGAAAUGGACGAAAUGAUGGCGGCCAUGGUGCUGACGUCCCUGUCCUGCAGCCCUGUCGUGCAGAGUCCUCCUGGGGUCGAGGCCAACUUCUCCGCUUCCCGCGCGGCCUGCGACCCGUGGAAGGAGAGCGGCGAUGUGUCGGACAGCGGCAGCAGCACCACCAGUGGGCACUGGAGCGGGAGCAGCGGUGUCUCCACCCCCUCGCCCCCCCACCCCCAGGCCAGCCCCAAGUAUUUGGGGGACGCCUUCGGCUCUCCCCAAACGGAUAAUGGAUUUGAGACCGACCCGGACGCUUUCCUGUUGGAUGAACCAGCUCCCCGCAAAAGAAAGAAUUCGGUGAAGGUGAUGUACAAGUGCCUGUGGCCCAACUGUGGCAAAGUCCUGCGCUCCAUCGUGGGCAUCAAACGACAUGUCAAAGCCCUCCACCUGGGGGACACUGUGGACUCCGACCAGUUCAAGCGGGAGGAGGAUUUUUACUACACAGAAGUGCAGAUGAAGGAGGAAGCCGCUGCUGCUGGCGGCCCUGCAGCUGACCCGGCUCCCACCCCCAGCGUGACCAGCCCACCCCUCACCGUCCUCCCAGUGCCUCCUCCCAAAGCCCAGUCCUCAGGCUCGGAUCACCCUGGCCUGGAGUCUUACCUGCCCUCUGGUGCUCUCAGCAAGUCAGCUCCUGGCUCCUUCUGGCACAUUCAGGCCGACCAUGCAUACCAGGCCUUGCCGUCCUUCCAGAUCCCCGUCUCGCCGCACAUCUACACCAGUAUUAGCUGGGCCGCCGCCCCCUCCACGGCCUCCUCCCUCUCUCCGGUCCGGAGCCGGUCGCUAAGCUUCAGCGAGCCCCAGCAGCCACCGCCCGCCAUGAAAUCUCACCUGAUCGUCACUUCUCCACCUCGGGCCCAGAGCAGCACCAGGAAAGCCCGCGGGGAGGCUAAGAAGUGCCGCAAGGUGUACGGCAUCGAGCACCGGGACCAGUGGUGCACAGCCUGCCGCUGGAAGAAGGCCUGCCAGCGCUUCCUGGACUGAACCGUCCAGCAGCCCCACCCGGCGACCAGAGGACAAAGGCAGAGGCAUCCCAAGCCCUCAGCAGAAACCUAAAAGCUAAAGAGUGGACAUUGGGAGUUUGGGCUCUAUUGGCUAAGAUUUCAUACUUAAAACAUUUUUCCCUCCCUUGUGGGAACGUUUUAUUUAAAAAAAAAAAAAAAAAAAAAGAAAAGAAAAUAUUUUUUUUUCCCCUAAAAUAGGAGAGAGCCAAAACUGACCAAGGGUAUUCUGCAGCGAACCAGAGACCAAAGAAUUGAUUCCCCUCCCCUCCCCCACAGCCCGUCUCCCUAGGGGAUUAGUUUGUCAUAUGGAAAGAAGGAACAGCUCAUUCUGUUUCCUGCUGAGCUGGUGAAUUCUUUGCUUUCUCCACUCUUCCAGAAGGGACUGUGAGCAAGAUGGAUUUACGUUUGUUA
This is a messenger RNA of Hippopotamus amphibius kiboko, 2912 nucleotides long. RefSeq names its product zinc finger protein 395 (gene ZNF395). Lineage: Eukaryota; Metazoa; Chordata; Mammalia; Artiodactyla; Hippopotamidae. The transcript has 10 exons. The record is from RefSeq and is a predicted model, not a curated record. The coding region runs from base 979 to 2481 and encodes 500 amino acids. Gene Ontology annotation, molecular function: RNA polymerase II cis-regulatory region sequence-specific DNA binding; DNA-binding transcription factor activity. Gene Ontology annotation, biological process: regulation of transcription by RNA polymerase II. Gene Ontology annotation, cellular component: nucleus.